CCUAAAUCAAUUCGGUCUUCUUCUACGCUGUGAAAUUUCGUAACCGUGAGAGAAUGGCAAACCCUAAAGUUUUCUUCGAUAUGACUAUCGGCGGCCAGCCGGCCGGCCGUAUUGUGAUGGAGCUUUAUGCCAACGUCGUCCCCCGCACCGCCGAGAACUUCCGUGCACUGUGCACCGGCGAGAAGGGAAACGGCAGGAGUGGGAAGCCACUUCAUUACAAGGGCUCAUCCUUCCACCGUGUGAUCCCUGGUUUCAUGUGCCAGGGAGGCGAUUUCACCGCCGGAAACGGCACCGGAGGUGAGUCGAUCUACGGCGCCAAGUUCGCCGACGAGAACUUCGUCAAGAAGCACACUGGCCCUGGCGUGCUGUCCAUGGCGAAUGCCGGACCUGGAACCAACGGAUCUCAGUUCUUCAUCUGCACCGCCAAGACCGAGUGGCUCGACGGGAAGCACGUCGUGUUCGGCCAAAUUGUUGACGGCAUGGACGUUGUAAAGGCCGUCGAGAAGGUCGGAUCGAGCUCUGGAAGGACCUCGAAGCCCGUCGUAAUUGCCGACUGUGGCCAGCUCUCUUAGAUUGAUGCCUUGGCUCUACCGUCGGCGUCUCCGGCGGAAUCGUAUCUAUGAACAUUUCUUAUUUGCGUGUGUUAUUUCAACUUACUGCGAAUAUGGGUCUGUGUGGGUCUCUCUUUUAGGGUUAUGGGUCAUGGGUUUAUGCUACUUCUUGAGUUUAUGUGCAACUGCCGUUUUACCUUUCUGUUAAAUGGCGGUUUCGCGAUGGUUCGUAGACAUAAUUGGUUGUUCAAACCGAGGACCUUCAAUAAUAUGCCUGUCUUUUUAACUUUCUCCGA
Molecule: messenger RNA, 847 nt
Organism: Momordica charantia (bitter melon)
Lineage: Eukaryota; Viridiplantae; Streptophyta; Magnoliopsida; Cucurbitales; Cucurbitaceae
Gene: ROC1
Product: rotamase CYP 1
Biological process (GO): protein peptidyl-prolyl isomerization; protein folding
Cellular component (GO): cytoplasm
Molecular function (GO): peptidyl-prolyl cis-trans isomerase activity; cyclosporin A binding
Source: RefSeq, a predicted model, not a curated record